This is a messenger RNA of Etheostoma cragini (Arkansas darter), 7772 nucleotides long. RefSeq names its product ATPase family AAA domain containing 2B (gene atad2b). The coding region runs from base 166 to 4521 and encodes 1451 amino acids. Gene Ontology annotation, molecular function: ATP binding; histone binding; ATP hydrolysis activity. The transcript has 28 exons. The record is from RefSeq and is a predicted model, not a curated record. Lineage: Eukaryota; Metazoa; Chordata; Actinopteri; Perciformes; Percidae. Gene Ontology annotation, biological process: positive regulation of transcription by RNA polymerase II. Gene Ontology annotation, cellular component: nucleus.
UGAGAGAGGGGGAAGGAGGGAGGGAGAGAGAGCUAGCUAGCUAGCUAGCUAGAUAGAUAGACAAACAGGGAGAGAGAGAAAAAUGGCGCCUCGAUGCUGCGCUCACUGAGGCAGUGUUUGGAGCUGGCUUGGGAGAUUCGGUAAGGGCAGACAAAAGGAAAAAACAUGGUGAACACAAGGAAAGGCUCACGGUCGGGGAGCGGUCCCUUCAUCUCCUCGAGGACUAGAUCGUCGUCGAGAACCGAGCGAAACUCUGAUGAACAUAAAGAGCUCAGUAGUGAUGUGAGCAGUCCAAGCAGUUCGCGGCUGGCUCCCCCGUCCAAGCGGAUGCGGCGCCAGACUGCCUCCGAGCCCAGCUCCAGUGAUACCUCCCCAUCCCCUCAGACCAAGGGCCAGAGGGUCAGCUGGGAAAUUCCCACCUACCACACCAGGUUGUCCUCUCGCAUAAUGCAAAAUGGACAUGCCCAUAUGAGUCACCGGAAUGAAGAGAGUGGAGGGGGAGAUCACUCUCGCAUGAAUGGCCAUGUGGAGCUGAAGAGGAGCUGCCGCGUGAAGAAGAGCCAAUUUGAACACCUCAAUCAGAGCCUGCUGUUUGACCAGCUGGUCAACAGCACUGCGGAGGCUGUCCUUCAGGAGAUGGACAACAUCAGCAGCAUCAGGCAGAACCGUGAGGUGGAGCGACUUCGCAUGUGGACAAGAGACACUGAGGAGGAAAACAUGGACAUGUAUUCUCGGGUGAAGCGCAGAAAAUCCAUGCGCAGGGGCACUUUCAGCAUGCCUACACACCACAAAGUCAUGAGCAAGACGGAGCAGGAGGAUGAAGAGGAGGAAGAGACGGAAGAUUCUCACGGGGAGGAAGAGGAGGAGGACGCAGAGGAUGAAGACGACGAAGGGGAUGAAGCAGAAGAGGCAGGAGAGGAAAAUGACAGGCCGUACAAUCUAAGGCAGCGGAAGACGGUGCAGAGAUAUGAGGCACCACCUAUUGAACCUGUGAAUAGAAAACAGAGCAACCCCUCACUUUUUGACACCCACAGAUCCCCAGCAAGAAGAAGCCAUAUAAGAGUGAAGAAACAUGCCAUUCACAGCAGUGACACCACCUCGUCUUCUGAUGAAGAGCGGUUUGAGCGGAGGAAAAGCAAAAGCAUGACCCGGGCCAGGAACAGAUGUUUGCCCAUGAACCUGGCGUCAGAAGACCUUGCUAGUGGGGUGCUGCGUGAUCGGGUCAAAGUGGGUGCCAGCUUGGCCGAUGUGGAUCCCAUGAACCUUGAUAGCUCAGUGAAAUUUGACAAUGUGGGUGGCCUCAGUAAUCACAUUCAGUCGCUAAAGGAGAUGGUUGUGUUCCCACUGCUUUAUCCUGAGAUCUUUGAGAAGUUUAAGAUUCAGCCUCCCAGAGGGUGUUUGUUCUACGGCCCUCCGGGGACAGGAAAGACCCUGGUGGCACGGGCGCUUGCCAAUGAGUGUAGCCAGGGAGACAGAAAAGUUUCCUUCUUCAUGAGGAAAGGAGCCGAUUGCCUCAGCAAGUGGGUUGGCGAAUCAGAACGCCAGCUUCGCCUGCUCUUUGACCAGGCUUACCUUAUGAGGCCAUCCAUCAUUUUCUUUGACGAGAUUGAUGGUUUGGCUCCUGUUCGCUCCAGCAGGCAAGACCAGAUACACAGUUCUAUUGUGUCCACGCUGCUGGCCUUGAUGGACGGCUUGGACAGUCGUGGGGAGAUAGUGGUCAUUGGUGCUACAAACAGACUUGACUCUAUCGACCCGGCACUCAGGAGGCCUGGACGCUUUGACCGGGAGUUUCUGUUCAACCUGCCCGACAAGAAGGCCAGAAAGCACAUCUUGGAGAUUCACACACGGGACUGGAAUCCCAAAUUGGCUGAGCCAUUUGUAGAUGAACUUGCAGAAAAAUGCGUCGGCUACUGCGGUGCUGACAUCAAAGCACUUUGCACAGAGACCGCCUUGGCGGCGUUGCGCCGCCGCUACCCCCAGAUCUACGGCAGCAGCGUCAAACUGAAGCUGGACAUCGGCUCCAUUGUCCUGGGGCCCGGCGACUUCAGCAAGGCCAUGAGGACAAUCGUCCCUGCUUCCCAGAGGGCCCUGGCUCCCCCUGGCCGAGCCCUGUCCCCCUCCCUCAGGCCGCUGCUGGCCAGCUCCUUCUCCUUGUUGCUGAAAGCUCUGCUCCGAGUCUUCCCCCACGCUCAGUGUACUGACAGGGACCACACACACGGCGCUGACAAUCAACUGCUUGAAGAGGACGUGUACAGUGAUGAUGACAAUGAAGAACGCUCUGCUUCCAUCUAUGAAGUCCAGCCUGCUGCAUCCCCAAAGAGUCAGCACUCCUCUUCUGCAACGCACAGACCCUUCCUCCAUUUCUCCUCCUCUGCCCUCCAACAGCCGACAGCCUACCGGCCUCGUCUGAUAUUGGCCGGUCCCCCGGGCUCAGGACAGAGUUCCCACUUGGCCCCCGCCUUGUUGCACCACCUGGACAAGCUGCCAGUGCACCUCCUGGAUUUGCCCACUCUGUACUCCGUCAGCGCCAAGACGCCUGAGGAGUCCUGUGCUCAGGUUUUCCGCGAGGCCCGCCGGAGCGUGCCCAGUGUGGUGUUCAUACCACAUAUCUCAGAGUGGUGGGAGAUAGUGAGUGACACUGUUAAGAGCACCUUCCUCACCCUGCUGCACGAUGUUCCCUCUUUCUGCCCUGUCCUUAUCCUCGCCACUGCUGAGACCCACUACUCCCAGCUGUCAGACGAGGUGAGAAGUAUUUUCCAGAAGACCUACGGGGAGGUAGUCACGCUGUGUCCUGCAGGACCAGAGGACAGGAGAAGUUUCUUCACAGACCUGCUGUUGGUCCAAGCGGCCAGGGCUCUGCCACGCUUCAGGAAUAAGGAGAGGCUUGAAGAGGUACUACCGGUGGCAGAGGCUCCAGGCCCCAGAGUCCUGUCAGCAGAAGAACAGCGCCGCCUGGCUGAGCAGGAGGAGAACACACUACGAGAGCUCAGGCUCUUUCUCAGGGACGUGACCAAGCGCCUGGCCACUGACAAACGCUUCAACAUCUUCAGCAAGCCAGUUGACAUUGAGGAGGUGUCCGACUACCUGGAGGUUAUUCGGCAGCCCAUGGACCUGUCCACUGUCAUGACCAAGAUUGACACCCUCCAGUACCUGACAGUGAAGGACUUCCUGUUGGACAUCGAUCUCAUCUGCAGUAAUGCUUUAGAAUACAACCCUGACAAGGAUCCCGGAGACAAGGUGAUCAGGCACCGAGCAUGCAGUUUAAAGGACACAGCCCAUGCUAUAUUUGCUGCAGAGCUGGAUCCCGAGUUCGACCGCAUGUGUGAAGAGAUCAAGGAGGCACGCAGGAAGAGGGACCUCCAGGCGCCAGCUCAGCCGACGACGCUGAUGGGCGCUGUGGCAACCAGAAAGCACCACACAGCAGGAGAGGAGCAGGCCAGGAGCAGCACUCAGGGCGAGGCCACGGACAAACAGUGCACCACUAAUCACAUAAAGCGAAAGAUGCGCCGGCGACCAUCUUGGGGGCGGGGCAUCAUCCGUAAGAAGAAGAUCUACAGGAAGGAAAUGGAAGAGGAGGAGGACGAGGAGGAGGCAGAGGUGGAAGCUGCAAGGCCCAGUGACUCAUGCGUGACACAGGAUGAAGAAUCAUCAUCUUGUGAAACCAUGGGUCUCCAGCCCAAUGGCCACCUUCCCCACGUCCCCUCCACAGAGGAGGAGAGCUCUAACGAGCCCCCUGUUGCAGCUCCAGCUGAACCUCCAGAUGCCAGUAAAGCCCAAAAAGAGCCGACACCUAAGGAUGAGGAGCCCACAGCCAAAGAGGCAGAGCCUGAGAACACAGAGAAAUGCAAUGCACUGUUUUGGCUUGAUGGCAGUACUCAGCCCAUGGCUGACGGGGACGGCCAGACCAGGCAGGCUGACUUCCAGCCUUUGAUUGAAACGUCCGAGUCUUUAGAUGCUGAGGUCCAGCCGAAGCACACAGAUGGUCUCCUAGUAUCACAAGCGGACUGUGUGAAUGGAAAUGCAUCAAUGGACAGCCUGGAUUCGCAGAGCCUCAAAAGCAUCAGUGAGGCUGAGAAAAGGACUCCCCAGAGUCUAGCUGAAAGCUCUAAUGGACCAGAACAGGAAGAGCACACGGACAAAAAUGAGAGCAAUCAAACUCAGGAGCCCCCUCCCCAGGAUGGCAGGGCAGCAACAGAAAAUGUUGAGGAAGAUCAAGAUUUAGAAGGGGGUUCCACAGCCAAGACAUGCAAGGUGAGCCUGUCAGAGCAGCUGAAGGGAUCUGCUGAAUGUACAGAGGAAGAGCCGCAACCUCCCCAUCCUCUCUUGGUGGUUGACCACCAGCGGCUUUCGGCUCUCCUGGAUGUGGUGGUGGAGAAGAGUGAGGGCUACAGUGUGGAGCAGCUGGAGAGACUGUACUCGCUCCUCAGCCAGUGUAUCUACCAGCACCGCCGAGAGUACGAAAAGACCCAGCUACUCGAGGAGAUGGAGGAGAGAAUCCAGCAUUUCGAUACAUUCCUGUGAGAAUACCUAAUCAGGUAGCUCCUGCACAGCCUGGGACCACAAAGACACACAAACUGAGGGAGCGAGAGGGAAGGAGCUUCUGAGUCCAGCCCUCAACACAAAACACACACACAUGAAAAUCCAGCCCCCUUUUCUUGCUGGGAGGGGACACAACGAGGACGACGUUGAGGACAGAGACAUUCAAUGGUGCUAUCGUCUCAGGAACCUGGCCAGAUCCAGACCUUAUUCUACACAACCAAACUCCUGGAGGUGUGUCAGUUACACUCAGUUACACACACUCUAACGGUGACGAGCAACCCUGGUGCUACUCGGGUGCUAUCCUAACUUUUAUCCACGCUGCUCUUGGGAUUAUUUCUUAACUUGGAUGACUAGCAAAACCCAACAGAUCGGGUGAUGUCAUAUCGCAACCUGGCCCCUUCUCUCCGGAGCCGGCCGUGCAUACACACACACACACCUUGACACUUGGUUAUGCAUGUAUUUCUACAAACGCACACCGAUUCUUACCAGCAGAAGUGUGAAUGCAGAGUGGCGCUAGGCGAUGAGGACAGAUAAUGUUCUGAAUCACUGAACCCCGUUGCUGAGCCCAUCUUUCCCUCGCGUUUGAAUGCUUCGUCAUAGGCCAGUUGUCACCACGCUGUUACGCGGCUCAGCCAUUUUAGCUCCAUGCUUUUUUAAUUAAAUAUCUGAGCCACCGUCAAGGAUCCUCACCCAGAACAAUGGUUUACAAGGAAGUUUUGUGAACUCAAAUUUGAUGAGGUUAGCACAGCAGGACUAGAGCCCGUGAUGUCCUCUUUAUUACAGCGGCCAGCGGGGGGGGGGGAGAGCUGUUAGCCCCCCUCAGCGUUUGUGUCAGUUACUGGUGAACAAGCGGAGCGCGACUGUAGCUCAGUUGUACAACCACUAGGCUCCUAGACCACCUCUGGCGUGCAGUCUUAGCAGAUUGUCAAGUCCUAAAUCGUUUGUGGUAGCUACCCCCCCCCUUUACUACAUUCAGUCUGAAUGUUUUCCCUCCCUCUCAAGCUGUGCCCGCCCGUUGAUUUUCCUGCAGACGCCCUGGAAGCAGUACAAAUUUAAAUGCGUGUAGAGUUUGCACUGCCUAGUGUGUGCCUUAUUUCAAACCUCAAAUGAAACGCUGAUAUGUUCAGCAGGAUUCUUUUCUUUACUACUUGUGACAAUGAACAGGCUCCAAGUUGGGGUGGGCCCUAACCACUGAGGUCAGUUACCUUAAAGCAAAAUAUAUAUAUAUAAAUUUCAUUUUACCAGAUAUACCUAGGUUAUCUCCAACAUGAUCCAAAAAAAAUUACGUUCAAAAUUUGAAGAUAAAAAGGUGUUACAUACAGAUAAUACUUACCAUCUGUGAAAAUGUUCUGAUUUUGAAAUUUAUUGAUGCCCUGUUAAAACCCAGACCUGCUGGGGAGGUCAGUCUCCACCUGAGCUGACAGAUGGAGAGGUUGACAACACCAGCUUUUCAGUUUUCCAUAUGCAAAACAAAAACAUUAUCAUGUGAGUCAAAGGAUUUACCGUGCCAAGUGUUAUCCCACUCCUUAAUAAAAGGUGCUGACAUGACGGUGCCUGUUCACAGAAAUUCAGUUUCAUCUAUGAACAUGUUCUAGUAGACAGUCAUUACAACAGAGGUUGUAAUGAAUUUGCUAAUGAUUUUUUACAUGUUUUUUUUAAUACAAAUGCUUUGCUUGAGUUGAUUUUGCAUGGGUUGUGAAUCCAUAAUGAACAAGGCCAUUCUAGGCAGUGCCCAUCACUAAGGUGUGUAAAGCAUUACAUGAAAUCUUAUUUAUUUUUUUCUCUUUAAAUGAGUGUAUCGACUUUAUGGAAUUUAUUUCAUCUGUUUUGUCUCAACACAAGACGAGAGAAGCUGGAUUCUCAUCUGAGGCCAUCACAGUAAAUAGUUUUCUGACUGCAGUAAAGGUGUUUCCUGAAGCUUUAGAACGUUUUCAUGGCAUUGUUAUGGUUUUGGAGAUGCCAUAUUUUGAGCUAGUUAGUCCUGGAGAAGGUCCCCUCUUGUCCAGUCCUCAAUCCUCUUGGUGCAACUCUGACCCCAGCUCACCUGCCUUUUCUCAGACCCUAGGUGAUAAAAGCAAAGACCAUAUGCAAACUGGCAACAACAGGUUAGCAUUUGGACAACUGCAGAGAGAAAAACCAACGCUACCUCAGCUUAAUUUAUUUUAAUGCGAAAAACUUUUUUUUUUCUCCCCCGAAAUACUGUUGCAACAUCUACAGUACCAUCAAAGGUACCAGAUCAGUGAAACCACAGCUGCCACAGUAAUCCAAGUUGUUCUGUUUGUUUGCGUUUGAGCCAGAUGAUGAUUGCAUACAUUUUCAUGGAUUGUAUAUUUAAUGCUUAUGUUUCAGGUUCUUAAUUUCUACAGUACCUAGUUCUCCUCUUUCGUGUUAUCACCCACGGCGAGCAUUCUCUGCCUAUUUACACAACCAUCGCCUUUAUUUUAAAUUUAAUGUUUUGUUCGUUUUGUCAGAUUUUCAUCUCAUGGUUCAGAUUAUUUAUUAUGAAACAUGUUUUACACUUAAUUUUCAGCCAAUUGUCUUUUUGUACGUUUUGAAAUUUAACAAAUCGGGAAGCAUUGCACGUCUGUUUUAACAAUUUUGCUGAACUGCGUAGCGUUUGUGUAGCAGUUUUAUUUUUUGGCGUGUACGGGGGAAUAAAGGGUUUACAGGUCUCAGGUUCAACACGCGACAACAUGCCCUUUCAACCUUUUCUAUUUAUUUCAUUGUUCUGGUGUUUUCUGUGUUAAAGCGGUUACAGUUUGUGGCAUACUGGAAGAGACGAUCUUUAGAAAGUGUCUAGUACAUCCCCGAAAGAGAAACAGGACCAGAUGUUGUUCACUUUGUCUCCACUUUCUGCCAAAAGAGUUAUUUUUUAUGAAUUUAGGAACACAUGAGAGUAAAAUAUGGGUAGUUAAAUGUCAUACAUUGUGAUCUUCCUUUCUUAUAAAUUGUAGCCAGUUUGGACUAACAACCAAUUUUUGUCUGGUAGUUGAGACUACUUGGUCCAGUAUGCAGAGGGAAAGGGUUUGUUCUAUUCUGAAUUACUUUGUUCUUCCCCAUUUCUUUCACUUAAUUUAGUCAAGUUUCCAUAGCUUUGUCAAUUCUGUUUGUGUAUUUAACACACCUGUUCGCAAUUGUUACUUUAGUGUAAGUUAUAUUUGAAAUGAAACCUUUACUGUAUUUCUCAAAUAAACUGCUGUGAUAUACUUGAAUAAAAAAAGGUGCAAACUGUA